ACCCACAGAAGAUGACAACAACAAAACAGACCGAGCGGGUGUUAGCGUAGUUAGCUCCUCGCUUUAAACAACAACCCUUUUGCUACGCCACCCCGGCGUGGAUGCUAGGAGAUUAACCCUAUUUAAAAGCAGCAAUGUCGUUAAUAAUUAAUGUAUUGACUGUCAUUAAUCCAAGGCUAGCCAAGUCUAGCUAGUGUUGCUAAGGUAGCUCUAUGUAUGCCAAACCAAUACAGCUUAGCUAGCUAGCUUUUUUGCUAGCUUGGUAGCUAGCCCACUCGCCUUAGGUAAGGUGGACAGCAAGAACAGGGAUAUGCGGAUAAAGUGAGGGUGGAGUUGAAAGACUAAAUGAGCGACACAGUCAGAGAACAGUGGCAACAUGAAGUUGUAUGUGUUCCAGGUUAACAAUGGCAGCACGCUGACAUUUGACACUGAUCUCGCUGUCCAAAGUGUACUGGAGCUUAAACAUGCCAUCCAAGCGAAAUAUAAGAUUGCCAUUCAACAUCAAGUCCUUGUUGUCAAUGGAGGGGAAUGUAUGGCUGCGGAGAGGCGAGUCUGCAGCUACAGUGCUGGCACUGAAACAAACCCCAUAUUCCUCUUCAACAAAGAGAUGAUCUUGUCUGACCGGGAUCCCACAAUCCCCAAAACCACCUUCUCCAUUGAGAGUGAGAUUCAGGUGAAGGUGGAAGAGUCGCUCCUGAUGCCAGCCGUCUUUCACACCGUUGCCUCUCGAACACAACUUGCUCUGGAAAUGUUUGAAGUUGCCAACAAACUUAGCUCGUUCUGUGAACGUUUGGUUCAUGAUGAACACCUCCAGCACCAAGGCUGGGCCGCCAUCAUGGCGAACCUGGAUGACUACACUCUGUCUUAUCAGAAGCUGCUCAUGAAAUUUGACACUGCAUACGCUACAUAUCAGCACGACCUGGAAGAAAUUAAGUUCAAACUGACAAAGUUGGGGACAGCAGUCGCUGUGAUGGCCAGGAUACCCCUGCUGGAAUGCUUGACAAAACAAAGUCACAGAGAGAACAUAAAGAAGUCAGCCUCCACGUCAGAUAAAGAUUCAGAUGCGACGGAAGAACAAAAAUCGACAGAGUCCGUGCUGUGCGCCGCGGAUGUUCAGAGGGCCCACAAGGUACCAGGUUUGAGCUUGUCGGAGAAGUGUCAAGGGGCUAGUGACCAGGACAGAAAUCCAAUGAUGGACAGCGGUGGACUGAGAGCUGCUCUGCUAGAUGAAGACACCCCAGAGCUUGGAAAUACGUCCCAAUUCAAUGUCACGCUCUUAGACUGGAUCAACGUGCAGGAUCGACCCAAUGACGUGGAGUCAGUUGUUAGAAAAUGCUUUGAGUCCAUCAAUAGGCUUGACCCACGGAUCAUUCAACCUUUCCUAGGAGACUGUCGCGACACAAUAGGCAAACUUGAUAAUCAAAACAUGAAAGCUAUCAAAGGGCUGGAGGACAGGUUGUAUGCGCUCGACCAGAUGAUCGCCAGCUGCAAGAAGCUGGUCAAUGAACAAAAGGAACUUGCUCAGGGAUUUUUAGCCAAUCAGAAGCGUGCUGAAAACCUGAAGGAUACAUCUGUUCUGCCUGACUUGUGUCUGAGUCACACCAACCAGCUGAUGAUCAUGCUGAACAACCACAGGAAGCUAUUGGACAUCAAAAAGAAGUGCACCACUGCCAAACAAGAACUUGCAAACAAUCUCCAAGUCCGACUCAAAUGGUGCUGCUACGUGAUGCUCCAUGCAGACCAGGAUGGUGAGAAGCUUCAGGCUCUGUUUCGACUCCUUACGGAACUGGUGGAACGGGUGCGGGUGGUGGAGGCCCUCAACACUGUGCCCCAGAUGUAUUGCUUGGCGGUGGUGGAAGUCGUGAGGAGGAAGAUGUUUAUGCGGCACUACAGAGAGUGGGCCUAUGCGCUUGUGAAAGAUGGCAAACAGCUGUACGAGGCGGAGAAGUUCAAAAGGGAGACAUUUGGGAAACUCUUCAGAAAGUCGUUCCUCAGAAAUCGCUUGUUUCGAGGUCUUGACGCAUGGCCUCCUACAUCCUUUUGUACACGAAAACCUAGGCGAUUUGAUGAUGAACUUCCAGACAUCUCCCUUGACGACUUGCAGUACUUGAAAUCGUGUUGUCCUGUUGAAGUGCAGCCUUUCCUAAUGGUCCCGACAAUGUGUGACUUUGAGCCCUUGAAUCAGCAUGUGGAGAAGUUACAUCGGCUGGUCCAAGCUGCACAGAGUUUGGAUGAAAUGUCUCAAACUAUAACUGACCUGCUAAGUGAACAAAGGGCGCCAUGUAGUCAGAGUUCGCACAGGUCAACCAUGUUAACGCCUCAGUCUGCAGAAAGUCCGCCUGGGCCCUCCACAGCCACGCACUCCAAAGCCCCUACCUCUCUCAGCCUUCAAGGACCCAGCUGUCAGCCACUCCACGUUCCCGCCCCAGCCCCUUUAGAGGACCUUUCUCCAGACAGCAUCGAUGCACAGACAUUUGACUUUGAAACCAUCGGCCAUCCCAACAUGGAUCCCGUCCUGCAUCCCGGCUCCCUUGACCUGGAUUCCUUGGCAGAGAGCCCCGAGUCUGAUUUCAUGUCCGCCGUCAAUGAGUUUGUAAUAGAAGAGAACCUGACUUCUCCGAACCCCAUCAGUGACCCCACAAGCCCUGAAAUGAUGGUGGAGUCUUUGUAUUCUUCUGUCAUCAAUGCCAUCGACAACAAGCGCAUGCAGGACACCACAACGUUUGAGAGGGAAAACUCCAGGAUCACGGUUCUGCAUCAAAUUAUUGACAACUAUAGAUCAGCUGCGGAGGAGUCCCAUUCCAAUUUGAGGUGUGUAAAGGAUGACCUGUGUCACCUCCGAAGUCAGGUCUUGAAAGAAAAAAAUGACUUUGGCUUUGCCCUGAGGAGUAUGAGCACAGAGGUUUGCAACAUUGUGGAUGAUGUCUGCCACACGCUUAAACUGGAGCUGAAAGAGGAGCAUCAGAGCGAGAUCGUCGCCAUUCAGCAAACUUUUGAGAAGCAGAUCCGCUCUCUAACGGAGGAAAACGUAGACCACCAGAAUAUAGUGCGAGAUGUGCAGCGAGCAAUGCUGGAUUUGGAAGGGCUGAUGGAGCGCAAAGAGAAAGAACUUACUCAGCUGGAGAGCGACAAGGCGCAGUGGCUUGACACAGAGGGAAGCCUGAAAGAGAAGAUCAAGAAGACGGAACAGCUAAUGUGCGAUCAAACCGCAGAGCUCGAGACCCUCCUGGAUUCCAGAGACUCUCUGAAAAGGCAGCUUGAGAAUCUGCAUUUUGAGAUCGAACGCGGCCAGCAGAAGAUCAGGCAGGAGUUGGAGGCUGUGGAGCAGGUGCAUUUGAAGGAGCUUGAGGACAGAAUGAUGCAGGAACAUCUGGCACAACUCAACACCCUUGCUAAGGAUCGUCAGGAGGCUCUGGAACAACUUGCUGCUGAAAAUAGGGCUAAGCUGAACGAGACAACAGAACAGUAUAACUUGGCUCUAAAAGAAAAAGACAUCCAAAUAAAAGACCAGGAGGCUCAUAUUACUGAGCUUGCAGAACUGCGAUGCAAACUGGAGAUAGAGAUUGCACACAAAGAGACAGAAGCAGAGGAGGUGAGGGCCCUAUUGGAGGACACCAAAAUGCAGCAGGCCGAGGCUGUGAGGUCACAGGUAGCCAACAAGGUGCAAGUCCUCAACGAAGAGCUCACAAAGGUCAAACAGGAGCUUCAGGUGAAAAAUGAGGAGUAUGAGACGGACCGAGCCAAGCUGAAGAGCCUCUUGAAGAUUGAGAAGGACAAUUGCAUCUCAGAGCUGGUGGACAGACAUGAAGAAGAGAUUUCCCUGUUGCAAAGCGAGCUCUCCUCCUUGCAGCAACAAGCCCAGGAUGCUGACAGGAGCCACGCAGAGCAGCUGCAGAACCUCAAGCAAGAGCUGCAACUACAAAAGGAUGAGACCGAAAAGAGGCUGUUAGAUAGGAUUAGACAACUUGAAGAUGAGUUUCAUGACAGGCCAGCCUCAUCAAGCGACACAGGGUUGCCACUGUGCGCUGAGAGUCGCACAGAUGCACCUCUUUCUUUGGACUCCGCACUACAAGAGCGACUGCAGCAGGAGAGGGCCUCCCUGCAGACCCAGCUGGAGCUCCUGGAGAGGAGGAAGAAUGAGGAGAUUCAGAACCUCAAGACCUCUCUGAUUGCAGAACAGCAGACUAACUUCAACACAGUUCUGACUCGUGAGAGGCUGAAGAAGGAGCAGGUCAUCAGUGAACUCACAGAGAAGCUUCAGAAUGUCACCCAACAGCAGGAAAAGGACAAAGCUCUGAUAGAGACUCUAUCUGAGGACCGAGCAAGUGUCAUGCAGGAGAAGAAGCACCUGGAAGAAGAGCUCAACCGCUUGCGCAACACCACUCUGGUCUCCUCGGCCAUCUUCACUGGCACCCCCUUAGCCCAAGAGAUCGGCGAAGCAGCAGGCGCAUGCGCCUCUGAGCUCCUGGCUGACACCGAACGACUGGCCUCUGUGGCGGCCUCGAGGGAUGAAGAGCACGUCGACUCCGCAGUGGAAGCUAGCAUGGUGACAGUCCAUGAUAAUGUCCUGAUGUCAGAGGAAAAGCAGAGGAUACUUCUACUUGAGAGGACCUUACAUAUGAAGGAGGAAGAGAACAAGCGCCUCAGUCAAAGACUGAUGUCUCAGAGCAUGUCGUCUGUAUCUUCACGGCACUCAGACAAAAUCGCCAUCCGAGAUUUCCAGGUAGGCGAUCUGGUUCUAAUCAUCCUGGAUGAAAGACACGACAACUACGUCCUCUUCACCGUUGGCCCAACACUCUACUUCCUGCACUCAGAGUCGCUCACUGCCCUGGACCUCAAACCAGCAUCAGGGACAUCAAGGCGGCCGUGGGUUCUUGGAAAGGUGAUGGAGAAGGAGUAUUGCCAGGCUAAAAAGGCCCAGAACAGGUUCAAGGUUCCUUUAGGAACCAAAUUCUACAGAGUCAAAGCUGUUCCAUGGAACAGAAAAGUAUAAUAUCCGAGUCAUACGUGUAGAAAUAUAUAUAUAUAUAUAUAUAUAUAUAUAUAUAUAUAUAUAUAUAUAUAUAUAUAU
Dunckerocampus dactyliophorus (ringed pipefish) is the source of this 5071-nucleotide messenger RNA. It is a transcript of the gene rb1cc1, whose product is annotated as RB1-inducible coiled-coil 1. Gene Ontology annotation, biological process: glycophagy; piecemeal microautophagy of the nucleus; autophagy of mitochondrion. Gene Ontology annotation, molecular function: protein kinase binding; molecular adaptor activity. NCBI's taxonomy places the organism in Eukaryota, Metazoa, Chordata, Actinopteri, Syngnathiformes, Syngnathidae. Gene Ontology annotation, cellular component: phagophore assembly site membrane; Atg1/ULK1 kinase complex; extrinsic component of membrane. Bases 377 to 4993 code for a protein of 1538 amino acids. The transcript is spliced from 23 exons. The record is from RefSeq and is a predicted model, not a curated record.